AUGCUAACUCCACCUGAAAUAGCAGACCCGACCUUAAACAAAUCUCUUUCAAUUGCCAUGGGACUCAAUCGGUGGAAAACGUAUGACGUGAUUUUGAAGACGUUAUCUAAAGAUAAUGGCACCGAAGGAAUGGAACAUGGAAGUGGUAAAGUGUCAAAAGACAGAACAUCGUGCAACAUGAGAGGAAAGAUUAAUAAACAAAGAUUAAAAAUCCACGUGGUACAGACGAUUCUUCACAUCACUCAACUUAUCAUGAGUUACGUCACAAUGCUGCUUGUCAUGAAUUAUAACAUAUGGUUAUUAGUGUCAGUCGCCGUUAGUGGCGGAAUUGGAUAUUUCGUAUUUGCCAGCGAAGACACUGGGUACCGACGAUUGAGGGCGCGACCGCCUGUUGUAGUUUAA
This is a messenger RNA of Saccoglossus kowalevskii, 402 nucleotides long. RefSeq lists its product as uncharacterized. Gene Ontology annotation, cellular component: membrane. Gene Ontology annotation, biological process: copper ion transmembrane transport. Lineage: Eukaryota; Metazoa; Hemichordata; Enteropneusta; Harrimaniidae. Gene Ontology annotation, molecular function: copper ion transmembrane transporter activity. The record is from RefSeq and is a predicted model, not a curated record.